ACCAGUAGCAUAUAGUUUUUCUUGUGUUUGCCAUGGUGGACGUGUCGAACUUUGUAGAAGCCAAUGGCAAUGCAGCAGUAUCGAUUCCUGCCAUGGAAGUUGCUGGGAGUCCUCACGUCCCGUUCGUUCCUCGGGACGCGAACGCGACAGACAGCAAGAAUGCCAAGGACGUCCUCGACCUCUGGCGGCAGCAGAAACAAAUCCCGGCUCCCUUCAUCUGGCCCCACGCCGACGCGCGGCCGUCGUCGAUCUUGGAGCUGGACGUGCCCGUGGUCGACAUCGGCGCGGCCCUGCACAGCGCCGCCGGGAUGGCCCGCGCCGCGGCGCAGGUGGCCGAGGCAUGCGCGAGCCACGGCUUCUUCCAGGUGACCGGGCACGGCGUCGACCCCGCGCUGGCCCAAGCAGCGCUCGACGGCGCAGCGGACUUCUUCCGCCUGCCGCUCGCCACCAAGCAGCGCGCCCGCCGAUCCCCGGGGACCGUCAAAGGGUACGCCUCCGCCCACGCCGACCGCUUCGCCGCCAAGCUUCCCUGGAAGGAGACUCUCUCCUUCAUCCACAACCACGUCCACGAGGACGUCGGCGCCCGCGCAAGCAGUCACGUCGUCGACUACUUCACCUCCGCCCUUGGCGACGACUUCAUGCACCUAGGGGAGGUGUACCAGGAGUACUGUGAGGCGAUGGAGGACGCGUCGCUGGCGAUAAUGGAGGUGCUGGGGGUGAGCCUGGGGCUGGGGAGAGGGUACUACAGGGACUUCUUCGCCGACGGCAGCUCCAUCAUGAGGUGCAACUACUACCCGCGGUGCCCGGAGCCGGACCGGACGCUGGGGACGGGGCCGCACUGCGACCCGUCGGCGCUGACCAUCCUGCUGCAGGACGGCGAGGUGGACGGGCUCCAGGUGCUCGUCGACGGCGCAUGGCGCUCCGUGCGGCCCAAGCCCGGCGAGCUCGUCGUAAACAUCGGCGACACCUUCAUGGCGCUGUCGAACGGCCGGUACAAGAGCUGCCUCCACCGCGCGGUGGUGCACCGGGAGAAGGAGCGCCGGUCGCUGGCCUACUUCCUCGCCCCGCAGGAGGACCGGGUGGUUCGCCCGCCGCCUUCGCCGGCGCCGGCGCCGCGGCUCUACCCGGACUUCACCUGGGCGGAGCUCAUGCGAUUCACGCAGCGCCACUACCGCGCCGACGCCCGCACGCUCGACGCCUUCGCGUGCUGGCUCGACCUGCCCAGCUGCCCCGCCACGCCCCAGGCCCAAGGGACUGUCUAGUGUGUGUGAUGUAUCAUCUGUCUCAGCUGUUGUAUACGACCACUUGUGUCUGCUAGCUCUGCGCUUGUGUUUCUUAUGUGAGCUAACUAACUAAAUAGUGUGUAUAUUUCUUGCCGCGCCUUAUGCAAGCCCUAGUCUAGAACAUGUAAUAAUUAACUUAAGCAUAUACGUUGAUCUUUGUGUGUAUUUUUCAUAUUUCCUUCAUAAUGAAUAAUCUAUUAUGCACUUUUGAAUCGA
This is a messenger RNA of Hordeum vulgare subsp. vulgare (domesticated barley), 1499 nucleotides long. RefSeq names its product gibberellin 20 oxidase 2-like. Gene Ontology annotation, molecular function: gibberellin 20-oxidase activity. Bases 33 to 1262 code for a protein of 409 amino acids. The record is from RefSeq and is a predicted model, not a curated record. Gene Ontology annotation, biological process: flower development; gibberellin biosynthetic process; response to light stimulus. Lineage: Eukaryota; Viridiplantae; Streptophyta; Magnoliopsida; Poales; Poaceae. The transcript is spliced from 3 exons.